This is a messenger RNA of Myotis lucifugus (little brown bat), 341 nucleotides long. RefSeq names its product xylulose kinase-like. Gene Ontology annotation, molecular function: D-xylulokinase activity. The transcript has 4 exons. Gene Ontology annotation, biological process: xylulose metabolic process. Lineage: Eukaryota; Metazoa; Chordata; Mammalia; Chiroptera; Vespertilionidae. Gene Ontology annotation, cellular component: cytosol. The annotation marks the transcript as partial. The record is from RefSeq and is a predicted model, not a curated record.
AGAAUGGCUCGCUCAUGAGAGAGAAGAUCCGCGACGAGUCGGCUUCCGGUUCCUGGAGCGAGUUCUCGAAGGCGCUGCGGUCCACGGAGAUGGGGAAUGGCGGAAGCUUGGGUUUUUAUUUUGACGUCAAGGAGAUCACCCCUGAAAUGAUCGGGCGGCAUAGGUUUAGCCCAGAAAACCGUGAGGUCCCAGCGUUCCCCGCGGAUGUGGAGAUCCGAGCACUGAUUGAAGGACAGUUCAUGGCCAAGAGGAUUCAUGCCGAGGGCCUGGGCUAUCGAGUCCUGCCCAAGACAAAGAUUUUGGCCACUGGAGGGGCAUCUCACAACAGAGAUAUACUACAA